AUGCCUUUCGUCGACAACAAGACCUUCCUCGUCGUCCAGUCCAACGACACCGAACAAAUCCUCCAAAUCAUCGAGCGCGCCGUCGGCUACGAGCUUCACACCGCCGGCAUCAAUGACAUCAACAAGCUCGACGAAUCCACCUGUCAAGCAGAGCACGACGCGGCCAUUGCCGCUAUCAACCACCACCACGACGUCCUCUACCAGCGCGGCGUCAACUCGGGCCUGAAGGGCGUUUGCCAACUCGGUGUCGGCGACAUGAAGCAGUUUGAGAUCGAGGAAGGCUCGGAUACUCUCAAGCGUAUCGUGGCUCUGAUCGAGCAGAUUGCGAAGACGAGUCUCUGGAAGGAGAGCGGGCUGCGUGGUGCUGAGGCGCCGAGUAAUGGGGACGUGUUUGGGACGAGCAAGAAGGCAAAGGAGGGCGCGUUGAUUGCUGCGUUGCAGGUUUAUUGGGAUGCGCUGAGGGUGAAGGCUUGGGAGAUGGCGGAGAAGGAGAAGAAUGAGGAUGGGGGUGAGAAGAGCGGAGAGGGUGAGGGUGAGGGUACUUCUGGUGGGAAGGAGGAGGAGCGCGAUCCGGAGGAUCUGGCGCUGAGCUCGGAGGAUGAGGUGUAG
Molecule: messenger RNA, 609 nt
Organism: Fulvia fulva
Lineage: Eukaryota; Fungi; Ascomycota; Dothideomycetes; Mycosphaerellales; Mycosphaerellaceae
Exons: 1
Coding region: 1-609 (202 amino acids)
Source: RefSeq, a predicted model, not a curated record